AUGGAGAUAAUAGACUUGUCAAAUGCAACAUGGGAGGAAGUUGGGAAAGCCUGUGAUAUCAUAUUUUUAUGGGCCUUUGAUGAAUACGAGAAAGUUGAGGGUUUUGUGGAAUCUGUUAUCCCUACUAACAGUGACACCAUGGAUAAAAUUAUACUAUUGAUUCAAAGCAAUAAGAAAACAUGGAAGAUUGCCUUCUCACUUUAUGGUGUCGCAUGGCCCAGAGGUGAGGAGCCCUAUGCAGAUGAAGCAUUUGAACUGCUGAGGCAAACCUUAGUUCACAAAAGGGUGGAGGUUCUGCUGGAGACUAUUGAUUCAGAUGGCUAUUUUAUGGGAACUUUGUUGGAGUCAAAUACCCAUGUGGCAAUCCCCCUCUUUAAAGCCGGCCUUUUAAAAGUGGAACCAGGUCCAAGCUUAGCACGUGGAUAUUUUUCGUGCUCAGGACUCUGCAAUAAAAAAGAAACUGAAAAUUUGGGAGAAUAA
Messenger RNA from Prunus armeniaca (apricot), 480 nucleotides. The record is from the annotation of a GenBank genome assembly. Lineage: Eukaryota; Viridiplantae; Streptophyta; Magnoliopsida; Rosales; Rosaceae.